AUGUCUGAUAAUGGCAACACUUCUUCAGAUGAUGGUUUGCAUAUAAAAGUUACAAUGAAUAAUGUAAGCAAUUUGCCUGAUAUUAAAAUUACUACUGAAGAUAAUACUGAAAUCCCAACAAAUAAUGAUGAAUCAAAAGAUAAGGCAAAUAAUGAAGACAAUAAUAAAUUGAUAGUUGAAGAUACUAGUGUUGUGGAAAUAAAAAGAAAUAUUAGUAUGCCAUCAAAUUUAGAAACUGUAACUGAUAAAAAUAUAAUAUUUAAAGAAAUUAUUGAUAAUGAUACAACUAUCAAUAAGGUAUUUUCUGUGUCUUCUGAUAACAUUGAAACAAUGAAUAAAGAUGAUACUAUAUUGAAUUGGUUAACAAUUGAAAAAUUACCAAAUAUAGAACAUUAUAGGCAAACUGUUCAUAAAAAUGUUAGCAGAAGACCAUCUAUGGGUGAAUUAAUUUUAGGAAAAGAUUUAAUAGGUUCAAGAAAAAGUUAUGCUGAUCUUGAAAAACAAGGAAGUGAAUCUAAAAUUAUUGAUAAUGGAAAUAUUGUUGUUGAGAAUGGUGGUAAUAGAUUUAAGAAAGAAAAAGUUAAAUUAAAUUUUUUUAAAGGAGUAUAUAUUCCAUCAUAUACAAAUAUUGUUGGUACUUUAUUAUACUUACGUAUGGGUUUUGUAGCUGGACAGGCAGGAAUUUUAGGUGGUGUUGGUAUUGUUACAUUUUCAUCAUUUGUCUUAGCAAUAACUGCUUUAUCACUUUCUGGAAUUAGUUCAAAUGGUAAACAUCAAGCAGGAGGUUUAUAUUAUAUUCUUUCAAGAUCUCUUGGACCACAUUUUGGUGGUUCAAUAGGAAUUAUUUUUUCAAUAGCUAAUGUUGCUAUGGCUGGUUUAUAUUUAGUUGGUAUUGCUGAAUUGAUAUCUGAUUUGUUAGUUGAAGCUGGAUAUCCAUUAUUAACAAAUGCCAAAAUUAAUGAUAUUCGAAUUAUUGGAUCUAUUUUAUUAUGUUUAUUAAUGUUAGUAUCAUAUGCUGGGCCUGGUGUUAAUAAUACAUUAACAACUAUUUUUCAUUCAUCAUAUUAUUUAUCAUUUCUUGAUUGGGUUAUUGGAACAUUUUUUCCUGUUAAUGAUUAUCAAUUUAUUAGAGGUGUUACAGGAUAUAGUUGGCAGACAGCUAAAGCUAAUAUGUUCCCAGAAUUUCGUAAUGAUAAUACUUUUAUAACAGUUUUUGGUGUUUUUUUUCCUGGAUUUACUGGUAUGAUGGCUGGUGUUAUGUUUGCAGAUAAUUUACAAGAUCCAGGAAGAGAUGUUCCAUUAGGAUUAUUUACAUCACUUGGAACAACAUUUAUUAUGUAUAUAAUUGGUGUUAUAGCAUCAGGAGCAACAAUGUUAAGAGAUGCAUCUGGUAUUGAAUUUCCAAAAAUGGAUAAUGAAAGUAUGAGUUGGCUUGAACCUGAAUGUUCAUUUAAUAAUACUUGUCGAUAUGGUAUAAUGAAUUUUUAUCCUGUUGCUGAAUUAGAAGCAGCCUGGAGACCUUUAGUUAUUGCUGGAAUGUUUGGUAUGACAAUUUCAUCAACUAUAACUAAUCUUGAUCAGGGACCAAUAAAUUUUUAUGCUGUAUGUAAAGAUUCAUUAUUUCCACAUUUACAAUAUUUUGCUAAAUUAGGAAAAGGUGACAUUCCACGACGUUCAUACAUUUUAUUAUCUUUUUUAACACUUGGAUUAAUUAUAUAUGGUGAUCUUAAUUCAAUUAAUAAUGUUGUUACAAAUCUUUUUAUGGCAUCAUAUCUUUUAGUAAAUUAUGCAUGUUUUGAUGCAUCAUUCGUUAAUUCACCUGGAUGGAGACCACAAUUUCCAUAUUAUAAUAAAUGGAUAGCAUUAUUUGGUGCUAUAUUAUGUGGUAUGUGUAUGUUAUUAAUAUCUAUAUGGACAACUGGUUUAAUUAUAAUAUUUUUUGUAUCAACAUAUGGAUAUAUGCAUUACCUAAGACCAGAUGUUAAUUGGGGUGAUUCACAUCAGGCACAUUUAUAUAUAAAUGCUCUUCAUUCAUUACAAAAAUUAACAAAUACAGAAAUUCAUGUAAAAAAUUAUAGACCACAAAUUUUAUUAUUAUCUGGAAAUCCAGCAAGUCGUCUACCAUUAAUUGAUUUUGCUAAUAGUAUAACAAAAGGUGAUUCAUUAUUAAUUGCAGGACAUGUUAUUCCAUAUAAUCAUAAUGAAAGAACAUAUAGUAUAAUGAAAAUGUUAGAAACAAAAAUGAAUCAUUUUUUACAUACUAAUAGAAUAAAAGCAUUUUAUAUGCCUUUAGUUAAUUUAAAAUUAAGAAAUGGUGUAAAAAAUUUUUUUCAAAUAUCUGGUUUAGGUAAAUUGAAACCAAAUGUUUUAAUAUUAGGUUUCAAAUCAAAUUGGAAAUUUGUUGAUGUAAAAAAUAUUGAAGAAAUUAAUGAUUAUGUUGGAAUGUUAAGAGAUGCAUUUUUAAAUAAUUAUGGUGUUGGUAUUUUAAGAAAUAGUGAUGAUUCUUUUGACUUUAGUCAAGUUUUGACUGAAUUAGAUGUUUAUAAAGCUUAUAAUGGUUUACAUUCUAGAAAAUCAAGUAAUACAAAAGAUGGAACUCCAAAUUCAACUCCAUUACAUACACCUUCAAAAAUUAAAACUAUGUUAGAAAAAACAUUACAUCAUCCAUCAAAUGAAAUGGAAAGAAAAUUGUCAACUGUUGUAAGGGCACAAAAACAGAUGAUUGAUAUUUCUAAUGAUGAAAAAUUAUUUAAUAAAACAUAUAAUUCUAGUACUACUUCAAUGAUAAAUUUAGGACUUGAAUGUUCCUCAUCAGAAUUUCAGUUAGGAGUUAAUUUAAAAGAAGAUGGAAAAUCUGAUAAUAAUGGUAUGCCACAGAGAAGAAAUUCUCAUAUUUCUAUGUCACAAAUGGUUCGUCAAGUUACACAAAACAGAUUAAGUUUUAAAAUGAAAAGUGAUUCUGAUAUAUCUAUACCUGAUAAAGAUACAAUUGAAAGAAUAAAUAAAUACCGAAUGAAACCAAAAAAUCCAAUUAUUGAUGUAUGGUGGUUAUUUGAUGAUGGCGGCCUAACACUUUUAAUUCCACAUUUGUUGCGGCUACCAAAGUCAUAUCUUGAGGGUGCAACAUUAAGAGUUUUUACCUUAGCAUCAUCACAGGCAUGUACUCAUGCUGAUGAACAACAAAUGGCAGCAUUACUUGCACAAUUUAGAAUUGAAUGUAAUGAUGUUAAGGUUAUUGAAGAUAUUUCUAAAAAACCACAUAAUAAUACAAUAAAAGAAUUUGAAACAAUGAUAUCUAAAUGGAAGGUAACAACAAAUACAACAGAAGAUGUUGAAAAAGGAUUUAUUACACCAGGAGCUGUACAACAUCAAAAAAAACGAACAUAUAGAGAAUUAAGAAUGAGAGAACUUCUUCUUCAACAUUCAAAGAAUUCAAAUCUUAUUGCUAUAACAUUACCUGUUCCACGUGAAGGAAUUCCUAGUUCCCUUUAUAUGGCAUGGUUAGAUAUGCUGACAAAAGAUCUUCCUCCAACAUUAAUGAUAAGGGGUAACCAAACCAGUGUUCUAACAUUCUAUUCAUAA
Strongyloides ratti is the source of this 3582-nucleotide messenger RNA. Its product is annotated as Solute carrier family 12 member 1. Gene Ontology annotation, molecular function: sodium:potassium:chloride symporter activity. Gene Ontology annotation, cellular component: membrane. The record is from RefSeq and is a predicted model, not a curated record. The transcript is spliced from 5 exons. Gene Ontology annotation, biological process: cell volume homeostasis; chloride transmembrane transport; sodium ion transmembrane transport. The coding region runs from base 1 to 3582 and encodes 1193 amino acids. Lineage: Eukaryota; Metazoa; Nematoda; Chromadorea; Rhabditida; Strongyloididae.